This is a messenger RNA of Arachis ipaensis, 632 nucleotides long. Its product is annotated as Oleosin family protein. The record is from RefSeq and is a predicted model, not a curated record. NCBI's taxonomy places the organism in Eukaryota, Viridiplantae, Streptophyta, Magnoliopsida, Fabales, Fabaceae. Gene Ontology annotation, cellular component: membrane; monolayer-surrounded lipid storage body. Gene Ontology annotation, biological process: lipid storage.
CUUCUCUCUCACACUUGUCUUUCUCACUCUCUCUCUCUCUUUACACAACACAACACAACACAACAAUACCACUCUUCUCUCUCAUUCCUUCACCAUCAUUCUCAAUAACCAUGGCAGACAGACCCACCUUCCAAACACCGCUAUCACCGCACCAUGUGUUCCUCCGAAGGCUCCAAGAUCACACUCCCAACUCCACCCAGCUCGCCGGCCUCUUAACCCUUCUCAUCACCGGUUCAAUCUUGCUCCUCCUCACCGGCCUAACCGUCACCGGAACCGUAAUCGCCAUGAUUUUCUUCUCCCCCUUGAUAAUCAUCUCCAGCCCUGUUUGGGUCCCAAUCGGAACCCUAUUUCUUCUCAUAACCGCCGCCUUCUUAUCCAUGUGCGGAUUCGGGAUCGUUCUCGUCGCCGCCGUGUCUUGGAUGUACCGUUACUUCCGGGGAAUGCACCCGCCCGGUUCCGACCGGGUCGAUUACGCCCGGAUCCGGAUCUACGAUACGGCCACCCACGUCAAGGACUACGCUAGAGAAUACGGUGGCUACUUGCAGAGUAAGGUCAAAGAUGCUGCACCCGGUGCUUAGCUUCGCUCUGAUCCGUUCAUUCAGGACGCGAACCAAACCGGUGUUUGUUUGGAC